Molecule: messenger RNA, 1824 nt
Organism: Neoarthrinium moseri
Lineage: Eukaryota; Fungi; Ascomycota; Sordariomycetes; Amphisphaeriales; Apiosporaceae
Exons: 4
Coding region: 1-1824 (607 amino acids)
Biological process (GO): lactate catabolic process
Cellular component (GO): mitochondrion
Molecular function (GO): FAD binding; D-lactate dehydrogenase (NAD+) activity; D-lactate dehydrogenase (cytochrome) activity
Source: RefSeq, a predicted model, not a curated record
AUGUCACGCCUCCUUUCCCGGCAGGGGCAAGCCACCCUCCGGAGCCUGGGAGCUCCCUCGAGCUCGGCUGCUCGCGCGACAGUGCCGCGAAACACCCUCGUGGGCACAUGGCAGAGCGUACGCUGCUAUGCGAACGAGAAGCCUGAGUCUGGCGGCCCUAGUUUCAAGGGCCAGAUGCUGGAGAGCAUCUCGUCUCGUAUUGCGCGCGAAAAGCAGGAACGCGCCAAGUUCGCUGAGCAGAGACAGAACACGGCCGGCUCAAGACACUGGGCCAUCACUUUCAUGUUCGUUGCCGGCGCCCUUGGUUCAUACUACCUAGGCACGCUGAGCCCGCGAGAUCCCGAUUCGGGCUCGACCGUCCCGUUGUCGCAAGUCCGGCCCUGGAAACACAACCUCGGCAAGGCCAACCUCGAGGCCGCUUGGGCAGACUUCGCAGCCAUCGUCGGCAAGGAGAACGUGAGCACUGUCGAAUCCGACCUGAGCACACACUCGACCUCGCACUGGUCAUCAUACAGCGCCCGCGAUCAUGAGCGCCCCUUCUGUGUAGUCUUCCCAGCCACGACUGAGGAGGUUUCUGAAGUCAUGAAGAUCUGCCACUCCCGAAAGAUCCCGGUGGUCGGCUAUAGUGGCGGCACAAGUUUGGAAGGGCACUUCACCCCGACGGCAGGCGGCAUCAGCAUUGACUUCGGCCGCAUGAACAAGGUUCUGAAACUCCACAAGGACGACCUCGAUGUCGUGGUGCAGCCCGCUGUAGGGUGGGAGCUACUUAAUGAGCAGCUGUCCAAGGACAACCUCUUUUUCCCUCCGGACCCUGGCCCCGGUGCCAUGAUUGGCGGCAUGAUUGGUACAGGGUGCAGCGGCACGAAUGCCUAUCGUUACGGCACCAUGCGAGAGUGGGUGCUCUCGCUGACCGUGGUCCUCGCAGAUGGCACCGUCAUCAAGACAAGACAAAGGCCGCGCAAGUCGUCCGCAGGUUACGAUCUCACCAAGCUUUUCAUUGGUAGCGAAGGUACGCUGGGCCUUGUCACUGAAGCCACACUCAAGGUUACUGUCAAGCCCCAAAGCACCAGCGUUGCGGUUUGUGCCUUUGAUUCCAUCCGACAAGCCGCGGAUUGUGUAGCCCAAGUUGUUGGACAGGGUGUGCCUGUGGCUGCUGUCGAGAUCCUCGACGAUGAGCAGAUGAAAUGCAUCAAUGCCGCUGGUACGACGUCAAAGUCAUGGAAAGAGGCGCCAACUCUGUUCUUCAAGUUUAGCGGCACAGACCGUGGCGUCAAGGAGCAGAUCCAGAUCGUCAAGGACAUGGCAAAAGCCACAGGAUCCAAGAGCUUCGAGUUCGCCAAGUCUGAGGAGGAGAAGGCUGAGUUAUGGAGCGCGCGCAAGGAGGCCCUCUGGAGCACGCAGGCCAUGGCCAAGGAUGGUGAUAGGGUCUGGACUGGCGACGUCGCCGUGCCUAUGAGCCGACUCCCCGAGUUGAUCGAGUUGACCAAGGACGACAUUAAGAAGAGUGGCCUUUACGGCACCAUCGUGGGGCACGUUGGCGACGGUAACUUCCACAUCAUUCUUCUGUCGAAUGACCAGAACAGACCCGAUGCGGAAGAGGUUGUGCACACGAUGGUCAAGCGAGCUGUGGAGAUGGAGGGAACUGUCACGGGUGAACAUGGUGUUGGACUAGUCAAAAGAGACUACUUGCCACAUGAGCUCGGUGAGGCCACUGUUGAUACAAUGAGAAAGCUCAAGACGGCCCUCGACCCUCUCUACCUACUGAACCCCGAUAAGGUCAUUCGAACAAGGAAGCCCAAGGCCGGUGAGAUUGCUGAAUGGUGA